Dryobates pubescens (Downy woodpecker) is the source of this 4728-nucleotide messenger RNA. RefSeq names its product presenilin 1 (gene PSEN1). The transcript has 11 exons. Gene Ontology annotation, biological process: amyloid-beta metabolic process; protein processing; intracellular signal transduction. Lineage: Eukaryota; Metazoa; Chordata; Aves; Piciformes; Picidae. Bases 154 to 1557 code for a protein of 467 amino acids. The record is from RefSeq and is a predicted model, not a curated record. Gene Ontology annotation, cellular component: cell surface; endoplasmic reticulum; Z disc. Gene Ontology annotation, molecular function: cadherin binding; beta-catenin binding; aspartic endopeptidase activity, intramembrane cleaving.
AAUAAGUGGUUUCCAGAGGACAGCCCCAAUGACAGAACUGUCUGCACAUUUACCCCAGUUUCAGCACGGGCAGCUGACAGAAAACUUUCCUGAUAACCACCUCAGCAAUACCGUGUUACUGACUUUUUAGCUUCAGAAUUUUCACUUUUAACUAUGUCUGAGGAAAGUGAAGAGUCUGUUCCUUUGCUUCCACUUCAGCAAGAGUCCAUGGCCUCUGCUCUGUUUAAUACUGAUCAGAAUGACAACAGCGAAAGACGUCGCCAUGAUAAUAGUGAGCGCAGAAGAAAUGACAAUCCGGACUCUGAGGCCAAUGGGCAGCCACAAAACACUCAGCAAGUGGUGGAACAAGACGAAGAAGAAGAUGAGGAGCUAACACUGAAAUACGGGGCAAAACAUGUGAUUAUGUUGUUUGUACCUGUCACGCUUUGCAUGGUGGUCGUUGUCGCAACCAUCAAGUCUGUCAGCUUUUACACACGCAAGGAUGGACAGCUCAUCUACACUCCUUUCACAGAAGAGACAGAGACAGUAGGACAGAGAGCCUUGAAUUCGAUUCUCAAUGCUGCUAUCAUGAUCAGCGUCAUCAUUGUCAUGACCAUACUCCUGGUUGUGCUUUACAAAUACAGGUGCUACAAGGUGAUCCAUGGCUGGCUUAUAAUUUCUUCUCUUCUGCUGCUUUUCUUUUUCUCAUUCAUCUACCUGGGUGAGGUUUUUAAGACCUACAACGUUGCUAUGGACUACAUUACAGUGGCACUUAUGAUCUGGAACUUCGGUGUUGUGGGAAUGAUCUGUAUUCAUUGGAAGGGGCCACUUCGGCUCCAGCAGGCCUAUCUCAUUAUGAUAAGUGCUCUCAUGGCCUUGGUGUUCAUCAAGUACCUGCCAGAAUGGACUGCAUGGCUUAUCCUGGCUGUCAUUUCAGUGUAUGAUUUGGUUGCUGUCCUGUGUCCUAAAGGUCCUCUUCGUAUGCUAGUUGAAACAGCUCAAGAGAGAAAUGAAACUCUCUUCCCAGCACUUAUUUAUUCCUCAACAAUGAUCUGGCUAGUGAACAUGGCUGAAGAAGAUCCGGAAGCCCAACGGAAAGCUUCCAAAAACUCCACUUAUGAUAAACAAGCUCCGGCAAACCAGACUCGGAAUGAAGAUGCUGAAGCAGAUGAUGGUGGCUUUAGUCAGGAAUGGCAGCAGCAAAGGGACAAUCGAAUAGGACCCAUUGAAUCAACACCUGAAUCUCGUGCUGCUGUUCAGGCUCUACCCAGUAACUCUCAAACAAGUGAAGACCCUGAAGAACGAGGAGUAAAGCUGGGCUUAGGAGACUUCAUUUUCUACAGUGUCCUUGUUGGCAAAGCCUCUGCAACAGCAAGUGGGGACUGGAAUACAACUUUAGCCUGUUUUGUAGCCAUAUUAAUUGGUCUGUGCCUUACACUUCUGCUUCUUGCCAUCUUUAAGAAGGCCUUACCAGCUCUUCCAAUCUCCAUAACCUUUGGGCUAGUUUUUUACUUUGCUACAGAUAACUUGGUGCAACCCUUUAUGGACCAGCUAGCGUUCCACCAGUUUUAUAUCUAGCACACCUGAUGCUGGUAUUCUAUGGAUUAUUUGUAGCAAAUCUGGGAGGAGAAAAAAAAACCAUACCACAAUUUUUUUUUGUCCUCAGUUCUCAAGUGAGUCUGAAGUCUAGUACUCAAGAUUCCAAGCCUGAAUCAUUACAGCUUCCUCCGAUAAUGUUUUGGUUUGGUUUUUUUCCUGAGACAACUGCUGCACUGGGCACCACAUGAAUUAUGCUGUGUUGAAAGUGGCUUCUUCCUGAUGGCUGGUCUAAACUGGGUGCUCUUAUAUCAGAGGUAAUCUGAUAUAUAUAUCUCUGGUAAGGACCACCAGUGUGAAAAUUACUAAUGCUUCCACCAGCAAUGAGAUCUCUUGCCACAGGUUGGUUAUUUUCACAGCACUACGAGUGCUCAGGACUUCCUUGAUGUUAACAGAGGAAGCUGACAAAUCACACAGAACUUGUCCCUGUAGCCGCUCGAAGAGAAAGAACUGAAUUCAGACUUCUUCAGCAGUCAUGUUUUGACAGCUGAGCUCUAACUCUGCUUUGUGUAACAAGAAGGGACUUUGUAGCAAUUCAACAAAGGGAGAAAGCACUGUCAUUCUAGGAGUGCUCCACCACUUCAUAGCCUCUGUGCCUGAGUGUGCUUGGUUUAGUAAGUUUAAAAGCUUUUGUUGUUGUUGUUGGGUUUUUUCCACACUGGAACUAGAUCCUCUUCUCAGUUUUAGUACUUGGUAUCCUCAAGCAUGGAGUGCACCUUCUGUACACAUGCUCCAGUUUAUGUAGCUACUUAGACCUGGACUGAAUUAUUUGACGUUAUUGGAUCGUAAGGUUCUAAUUGAAUCUUAAAUGCUAAAAGGUUAUGAAUCUAAAUUAAAAAGCAAUUUCAGGACUUACUCUUUGUGCUUUUGCAAAUCAUUUUGCUAGAACACCAUUCCAAACCUUGUGUUUGAGAAUGAUCACUAACAGCACGGACUGAAUUGUUGGUGUAUGUUCCUUCUAUUGAAAUUCUUAUCAAAUAAGUAGACAUCUGCAGCAUUCCCAAAUGGAGUUUAGCUUGCCAGUUCUAGAGGCCAGAGUGCUAUUAGUAGCACUUCUAAUGAAUCACUGAAAUUUUUCCUCUUCAAAAAUGUGGUUUACAGUUCUGUUGACCUGAACUAUUGGUCACUCAACCAUCUAACGCCUCAGGCUGAGCUGGGGAUAAUUUUUGUUCAUGCAGUAUCUUUAUUGGUAAGGAUACUUCAGUUAGGUGAGACAUUGCUUCAUGUUACCAAGGAGCAAAAUCUGGGGCUCUCUUCACUUUAAUUACCUCUGUCAUGAGGAACUGAAGACUGGAGAAAUGAAAACCAACUCAAAGUCAGUGAAAAGAAGAUAGGAGGUUUUGAACUUCUUACAAGAAGAAGAAUGGAUUCAAACUUUAAAACUCUCUUUUCUUCUUAAUUUGAAAGAACUUGUUUAUGAACAAUAAUUUGGAAAUGAGACUUUUGAGAGAUGAAUUUGGUUUUGCUGUAGGCUCUUACUCUGUACAGGUAAUGUUUUUUCUGAGGGGAAGCAUAUGGAGUGCAUACUGUUGAUGGGCGUUCUGUUUUACUUGCAUCUUGAUACUGGAGUCCUUGCCAAGCAGAACAACUAUCAAAAUCCUGACGCAAGCUCCUUUUACCUUCUUUCUGGGGCUUUGUUUCAGUGCCUAUAGAUUCAGAGGACUGAGACAUCUCAGAUGCUAAAUGAACUGUUGCCCAAAUAGGGGGAGAAAGGCUAUGAUGUAUAAAUCUGCUUUAACAAGAAGAAAGGCUUGCUUUGAUUGCCCUUGGAAACAUCUGUCUCUUUUCCACCAUGAUUUGCUAACUGUAGUGUUAGCAUUUACAUUUUCAUAAAAUACAUUGUCUUGUCACCUCUAAAGUAUUUUUAUUCAUCUCAUUUGUCUGCUGAUUCAUCAUGGAUAGCAUUAAUAAACAAACCAUAUCAAAAUUGCUUACACUGACUUUUCAAGUCAGACUUGCUUGUGUUUUCUAGCUUAAAUCUCUGUUCCGUGUUUUGCUGCAGUGAAGCCUGACUUGAAACAGGGUGGUUGUUUUAGGGGAGGUUUGUUUGUUCAGGGUUUUUUUGUUUUGGUUGGUUUUCUACAAGACAUUUGAUUUGUUUUUAUACUAUUGUAACUUGUCCCUUUCCUGAACGUUAUACCUAAGAAAAUUCCCUUGCGUGUUUUAUUGAGCACCGUAACUAUCAUUUCAUUGUACAGAACAAGUUUGCUAAGAGUUGGCCUCACUAGCAUCUGUCUGCAUACCUGAGCCAACUCUCAGUUAAGAGUUGUUACUUAAAUGCAGCAGUCAUCUUUAUUGUUUGGGUUUGGGCUUAAAUAUGCACCAGGGGAGCACUAGCUCCAUGAAGAGUUGCUUUAGCAUCUAUAGAAAUGCACAAAAUCCUUUCCACAUACUUGAAUGAUUGUUAGAAGUGCAACCUACAGAAGAGCUCAGAAUCUUCAAACACUACAUUGCCAGUCUUCCACUCCUCAGAGCUGCUUCUGCUACCCUGAAGUUUUAAUUUCUGAGCUAGUGCAGAGUUAACAGUGGUGAAGAUUAUGACAUAUAUAUUCACAGAAAAUGUUCAACCUCAUGUAUUUGAAUCUGAAAAUAAAUUUGGAAUGCAAAUUGCUUUUGAAGCCCAGGUCAAUGUAUCUUAGGCUGCUUAUUACCAAGUCUUACGUACACCUUCAGAAACCAGAUGAAGCUUUCUAGAUUUGCCCUCUUAUACCAAGUCAUGAUAGCUUAUGCUCCAAAUGGCAUCUUUCAACUAAAGGUGAUCUCAGUUCUUGGGCCCAUAAGGUUCAGCUGAGAAUAGGUUCUUUUUUGCAUUUGGGCUGUUCCUAUGUAAGCAUGAAGGUUGUGUCACUUUCUUUCCUUUGUCUUAAAACACCAAUCUGCUAUGAGACCAUGAACUGUUUUGUCUCUGCUUGAUAUAGCUGAAAAACUUCUGAUAUGUAGUCUGCAUUUUUGAGAGAGUUUUCUUUAUUAUUAAAUUAGUAUGUGAAUUGCAGCACAUGAGACCAUAGCUAUGAAAGAGCUAUUAUUGUAUAACCUUAGUAGCUAGAUUCAUCUCUUCUGUGCCCAGGCAGACUGACUGAUAACUGCUAUGUGACUGUUUCACCAUUCAUACUCUGAAACUGGGAUCAUGAUAGCUUUCCCCUUUCAGCUUAC